AUGGGCAUAGACUUGGGGACUACAUACUCUUGUGUGGGAAUCUUCAAGGAUGGAGAGGUGCAGAUUAUUGCCAAUGACCAAGGCAACCGAACGACGCCAUCUUAUGUCGCGUGGACGGAGAACGAGAGACUCCUUGGUGAUGCUGCCAAGAAUCAGGUUGCAAGCAAUCCGACUAACACGGUUUUCGAUGCGAAGCGCCUCAUCGGACGCAAGUUCCAGGACCCGGUCGUGCAGGCCGACCUGAAGCUGUGGCCCUUCAAGGUCGUAUCCGAUGGGUCAGCAGAUGACAAGCCUUUGAUUGAGGUGGUGUAUCAGUCAGUCGCAAAGACCUUUCAUCCAGAGGAGAUUUCCUCCAUGAUUCUCACCAAGAUGAAGCAAACGGCAGAGGCUUUCAUGGGUCAGCGUGUUCGAAACGCAGUGAUUACUGUCCCUGCCUAUUUCAACGACUCCCAGAGGCAAGCUACGAAGGAUGCCGGUGAGAUUGCUGGACUGAACGUCAUGCGAAUCGUCAACGAGCCCACCGCGGCAGCAAUUGCGUACGGCCUGGAUGCGAAGUCGAAGGAGAAGAAGAGCGGUGCUGCCGCCUGGCACAGCGGAAUAAGGAGGGGCUUUGCCGUGACCGUUUGA
Molecule: messenger RNA, 627 nt
Organism: Symbiodinium necroappetens
Lineage: Eukaryota; Dinophyceae; Suessiales; Symbiodiniaceae
Source: the annotation of a GenBank genome assembly